Rotaria sp. Silwood1 is the source of this 321-nucleotide messenger RNA. NCBI's taxonomy places the organism in Eukaryota, Metazoa, Rotifera, Eurotatoria, Philodinida, Philodinidae. The record is from the annotation of a GenBank genome assembly.
AUGAAGUUAAAAAAAAAUGUUAGAUAUAGAAUAAUUGACUUCUGGAAUUUGCCUGGGGCUUCUCCUGUUGUUAUAGUUAAGAAAUCUGAUGGAUUUUCAAGGUUUUGCAUAGACUACUCUUGUUUAAAUUUCAUUACUCAAAAACAUGUUUAUUCAUUACCUCAUAUUGAUGAUGUUAUUGAACGUUUAAAUGGAUCUCAAAUAUUUUCUAAACUUGAUUUACGUGGUGGAUACUUUCAUGUACCUCUAGAAUAUAAAGAACGUGCUAAAACUGCAUUCAUAGCUUCUGAUGUUCUUUGGGAAUUUACUACAUUACCUUAA